Dermacentor silvarum is the source of this 571-nucleotide messenger RNA. RefSeq lists its product as uncharacterized. Lineage: Eukaryota; Metazoa; Arthropoda; Arachnida; Ixodida; Ixodidae. Bases 16 to 390 code for a protein of 124 amino acids. The transcript has 2 exons. The record is from RefSeq and is a predicted model, not a curated record.
AAUUGUCCCGCCUAUAUGGGACGAGGCUUCUUCUACUUCAGCGAAGAGUCAUUGGGAUUGCUGGUCCUAUCAUGGGUGACCCGCAAAGAUUUCGACCCCAUAAUUCAUCGCGAAAUGAACUACAGGAUCCGCUGGCUGGUGGACACUGGAAUGGUGCAGUUCUUCAUGCGCGACGUGUCCCCAGGUCCCACCGCGUGCUGGCUGCAACAACGCCACAAGAGCGACAUGGACGGGCGCAUGCUGGAGUUCGAGGACCUAGAGGCCGUGUUUGUCCUGUACGCGCUGCUGCUGCAGUUGGCACUCGCCGCCUUCAUUAUCGAAUGCCUUGGCGCUGUCUACGCCAAAGGCUGCGGUCGGUUUUGCCCCACUGUGCAACGCGGACGUUUCUAGCUUUUUGAUCGCUCGGCGCUGUCAGAGUUGUAAACGCCAGGCUGGCAAAAAGGAUGCGUUGUCUGCUCUCGCACUUCCGUGGCAGUGCGUCAGGCAGAAGAUAAAAAGCUACGAACAGUUGUCUCUAUAGCGUAUUCUGUUAAAACCUUAGGUUUAUUUGCAGCUUCCGUCUAGAUUGUGU